This is a messenger RNA of Chelmon rostratus (copperband butterflyfish), 2761 nucleotides long. RefSeq names its product glutamate receptor ionotropic, kainate 3 (gene grik3). Gene Ontology annotation, cellular component: postsynaptic membrane; presynaptic membrane; plasma membrane. The record is from RefSeq and is a predicted model, not a curated record. Gene Ontology annotation, molecular function: kainate selective glutamate receptor activity; transmitter-gated monoatomic ion channel activity involved in regulation of postsynaptic membrane potential. Lineage: Eukaryota; Metazoa; Chordata; Actinopteri; Chaetodontiformes; Chaetodontidae. Gene Ontology annotation, biological process: modulation of chemical synaptic transmission; synaptic transmission, glutamatergic; monoatomic ion transport. The transcript has 16 exons. Bases 1 to 2757 code for a protein of 918 amino acids.
AUGCGAAACACUUGGCUGUCUCCCCGGAGUGCGAUUUGGGAAUACUGGACAUCGCUGAUUGCGUGUCUCUUUUGGAUUCACUACUCUUACGGGAUGCCUCAUGUUAUUCGAAUAGGAGGGAUUUUCGAACAAACAGAUGGACCUGUUUCACUCGUUAGCGCCGAGGAGCUUGCCUUUAAGUUUGCUGUCAAUAACAUUAACAGAAACAGGACUUUGUUGCCAAACACAACACUAACAUAUGACAUACAGAGGAUUAAUAUCUACGACAGUUUUGAGGCGUCGAGGAAAGCUUGUGACCAGCUGUCUUUAGGUGUGGUCGCGAUAUUUGGGCCCUCGCACAGUUCAUCGUCGAACGCUGUGCAGUCCAUCUGCAACGCGCUGGAGGUGCCGCACAUCCAGGUGCGGUGGAAACAUCACCCCAUGGACAACCGGGACACCUUUUAUGCCAAUUUAUACCCGGAUUAUUCUUCACUAAGCUAUGCUAUCCUGGACCUGGUGCAGUUUCUCAAAUGGAAAACAGCCACCGUCGUGUACGACGACAGCACAGGUCUUAUAAGACUACAGGAGCUGAUCAUGGCCCCCUCCAGGUACAACAUCAGGCUAAAGAUCCGUCAGCUCCCUCUUGACACGCAGGACACGAGACCCCUUCUCAAAGAAAUGAAGAGAAGCCGGGAGUUCCGCAUCAUCUUCGACUGCAGCCACCACAUGGCUGCACAGGUUCUCAAGCAGGCCCAGACCAUGGGGAUGAUGACAGAGUACUACCACUAUAUCUUCACCACUCUGGACUUGAUGGCCAUUGACCUGGAGCCGUAUCGCUUCUGUGGUGUCAACAUGACCGGCUUCCGCAUCCUCAAUGUGGAUAAUCCUCAGGUCGCAUCUAUUGUGGAGAAAUGGUCGAUGGAAAGGCAGAUACCACCUAAACCUGACUCAGGCCUGCUGGAGGGCAUCAUGACGACAGAUGCAGCUCUGACCUAUGAUGCAGUCCACAUUGUAUCCGUGUCGUACCAGCACGCGCCACAGAUGACGGUGAACUCGCUGCAGUGCCACCGCCACAAACCCUGGAGAUUUGGAGGGCGCUUCAUGAGUUUCAUCAAAGAGUCCCACUGGGACGGUUUGACGGGGAGACUGUCAUUCAACAAGACAAGCGGUCUACGCACAGACUUCGACCUGGACAUCAUCAGUCUGAAGGAGGAUGGACUUGAAAAGGUGGGGAAGUGGAGUGCGUCAGGAGGUCUUAACAUCACAGAAGUGCCGAAGCGAAAAGGGAUGAACAUCACUGAUUCUCUGGCUAACCGCUCCCUCGUCAUCUCCACCAUCCUGGAGGAGCCAUAUGUCAUGCUUAAGAAGUCUGACAAGGCGCUGGUCGGGAACGACCGUUUUGAAGGAUUCUGCAUCGACUUACUCAAAGAGCUGGCGAACAUCCUGGGCUUCACGUACGAGAUCCGUCUUGUGCCUGAUGGGAAAUACGGCUCCCAGGACGAGAAGGGCCAGUGGAAUGGCAUGAUCAGGGAACUCAUUGAACACAGAGCAGACCUGGCAGUGGCUCCUCUGACCAUCACCUACAUGCGUGAAAAGGUCAUCGACUUCUCCAAGCCCUUCAUGAGCAUGGGCAUCAGCAUCCUGUACCGCAAACCCAACGCCACCAACAACGGCUUCUUCUCCUUCCUGAACCCCAUGACUCCCGACAUCUGGGUCUACAUCCUCUUGGCCUACCUGGGCGUUAGCUGUGUCCUUUUUGUCAUUGCCAGGUUCAGCCCAUAUGAAUGGUAUGACGCCCAUCCUUGUAACCCCGGAUCAGACGUGGUGGAGAACAACUUCACCCUCCUCAACAGCUUCUGGUUUGGAGUCGGCUCUUUAAUGCAACAAGGUUCGGAGUUGAUGCCCAAAGCCCUUUCGACCAGGAUCAUCGGUGGCAUCUGGUGGUUCUUCACACUCAUCAUCAUAUCGUCCUAUACGGCUAAUUUAGCAGCUUUCCUCACUGUGGAGAGAAUGGACUCGUCUGUGGACUCAGCCGACGACAUCGCUAAGCAGACCAAGAUCGAGUACGGCGUGGUCAAAGAUGGCGCAACCAUGUCUUUCUUCAAGAAAUCUAAGGUUUCUACUUUUGAGAAGAUGUGGGCUUUUAUGAGCAGCAAGCCAAGCACAUCACUGGUGAAGUCUAUUGAAGAUGGGAUUCAGAGGGUGCUGAAGUCUGACUAUGCUCUCAUUAUGGAGUCCACAACUAUCGAUUACAUCACUAGGAGGAACUGUAACCUGACACAGGUGGGAGGACUCAUUGACAGCAAAGGCUACGGCAUCGGCACUCCCCUCGGCUCCCCGUACAGGGACAAAAUCACCAUAGCAAUCCUAAGCAUCUUGGAGGAUGGGCGCCUACACAUGCUGAAGGAGAAGUGGUGGAGUGGGAGCAGCUGCUUGGAUGAAGACCGUCGCGAGACAGGCCCCAUGGGUAUCCAGAACCUGGGUGGUAUAUUCAUUGUGCUGGCAUCUGGCCUAGUGCUGUCUGUUUUUGUGGCAAUCGCUGAAUUCAUCUACAAGCUAAGGAAGACUGCAGAACGUGAGCAGAGGUCUUUGUGCAGUGCCAUGGUGGACGAGAUCAGACUGUCGUUCACCUGCGAGAGGCGGGUGAAGCACAAGCCUCAGCCUCCAGUCAUGGUGAAGACGGAUGCAGUGAUCAACAUGCACGCCUACAACGACCGACGACUCCCAGGAAAGGACAACAUGAGCUGCAGCACUGGGAUGACUCCCGUGUUCCCAUGACAAU